GUAGUUGAGUUGCUUCUUUUUGAACUGCUUCGUCAUAUCACCAGUCAAAUACGCAAAGUUGCUGGAGGUUGAAUUCGGAUUGAAUUGCCGCCGUCGCGUUUAGGCGUGUCGUCGGGUGUUAGAUAGUGUAACGACCCUGAAAAGUUGUUGGGAAUCUCUUUGACACCGGCUGCUGCCGAUCAGGUAAGAUCAUUCGCUGCCCAGCCGAGCUACAGACCACCACCAUUCAUCGCCAUGAAGUUGGUUGCCGUUUACUUCCUGUCACUUGCCCUUUUCGCUGUCAUCUCAGCUGCCCACGACGACCCGGAAGAUGAAGAAAUGGUCAAAUUCAAAGAAUUCAAGAAACGAAACAAAAAGAAGUACAAUGGAGCGCUGGAGCGAGUUCAUUUCAAGCGCUGGAAGAAAAGGAGGGCGACAAUCCGGCGGCACAAUAAUGGGACCUUAUCGGGACGGAAAAGUUCGUUCAAAAUGGGCGACAAUUUAUUCGCAGAUCAGAGUGAAGAGGAAUGGGAGACGUAUCUGUUGGGCGUUACCGUGCCGGAAGAAUUCAUCAGCACUGAGGAGGAAGUAGAUGAACAAGUUGAAACGACCACAGAAGUUGAUUCUGAAACUGAAAAUACAACUGAAGAAAUAAGUGAAAUCGACGACCGCCAAACUUUUCCUUCGCUGGAUUUACGCAACCAUCCCUGUAUGCCUCCUGUCAAGUUUCAGGCUCCGUGCGGUGGAUGCUGGGCUUUCAUCGCCACGACAGCAGUCGAGUAUCAGACGUGUUUAAAGAGCACGAACAAAACGUCUCUGGCACUGAGUGAACAACAGCUAAUCGAUUGCAGUGGAAAUUAUGGCACCAAAGGAUGUAAUGGCGGCUUCUAUUCACAAGCCUGGGAUUACAUUAUGGCCAAUGGUGGGCUGACAACAAAUGUGACUUACCCUUAUAGGGCUUCGUCCGGAGCGUGCAAUUUCACCAAAGGCGUCACUCCAGUGGUUGGAAAAAUUUCCAGGUACGCUUACCUGGCCAAAAAUGAAACGACCAUGCUGACGGCAAUGCAGAGGGGACCUAUCGUAGUCUCCAUUGUGGCCAAUCCCAAGUUUAUUCUCUACAGCUCAGGGAUUUUUGACGACGCAACUUGUAAAGAUGGAACGAUCAAUCACGGCGUCGUCUUGGUGGGUUACGGUAGGGCAAACGGCACCGACUACUGGAUAGUCCGCAAUUCGUGGGGGACUUCUUGGGGCCUCAACGGCUACGUCCUGAUGAAGCGAAACGUCAACAUGUGUCGCCUGGCCGAUUUCGCUUUCCUUGCCACGAUUUAAAUGUCAUUCACAUUUUCACCCUUUUCAGGUCGUCAUAUCCACUGAUAUUAUCUAACAUGUAACAUUACGCUGGUUGGGAUAGCUUUAGCGGUUCCAAAAGUUCAGCCGCAAUCGUGCGACAAAAGUAAUAACAAGUAACAGCAGUUGUCCCAUAUUUUUAUUUCCUUCACUAUCUGGCCAUUUUAACGCAUCAGUUUUAGAAAGUACCUUUUCCUAAUUUUCCGAGCUUUACACGUAUGUGGAAUCGUAUAGUAUAAUAUUUUAAUAUUUGACCUUUUUUGGGGGUGGGGGGAACUUCUUUUUUCAAGCAGCUGUUGAUGUGGUUAAACGCCGUUUUAACCACCUUCUCGUUCGGCAAUUAACCUUUUUUUUUUUAAUUACUGCGGUUGUGAUUGCUCCGAUCGUAAUACACAAGGCCAUAUUUGAA
Molecule: messenger RNA, 1735 nt
Organism: Daphnia pulex (common water flea)
Lineage: Eukaryota; Metazoa; Arthropoda; Branchiopoda; Diplostraca; Daphniidae
Product: macrodontain-1-like
Exons: 8
Coding region: 235-1308 (357 amino acids)
Biological process (GO): immune response
Cellular component (GO): lysosome
Molecular function (GO): cysteine-type endopeptidase activity
Source: RefSeq, a predicted model, not a curated record